AUGAACAGGUUCAGGGAAAGCUUUCGAUUCGGUGGGCAGAAGGCAUCCACCAGCGAGGCGUCCAAGCCCGCAGGCGCGGAGCUCAGCAGCUCCGACCUGGACCCUGCGGAAGGGCUCACGGAGCCGAGCCCCAGCGCAGACCUCUCCGCCUGCCCCUUCUUCGGCCACAGGGAGUACGACCCUGUGCGGGAGCUGUUCGGCCCCGCCCUGGGCCAGGUCUUCCUGGCCCGCCGCGUCAGCACGGGUCGCCUGGUGGUGCUGAAGCUGGUGGAGCGCGGCCCCACCGUUUCCCAGUUUGUGCGCAGCGAGCUGGUCUUCCACGCGCGCUGCGCGGGCCAGCCCCACAUCCUGCAGCUGCUGGACGUCUUCCUCACUGACACCCACCUGGCCAUCGUGCUGGAGCACGCGGGGGCGGGGGACCUGGCAAGCCUUGUGGCCGCGCGCGGCGCGCUGGCCGAGCCCCUGGCCCGCGCGCUGUUCCAGCAGGCCGCCUCGGCGCUGGCCUUCCUGCACUCGCUGGGCGCGCACAACCGCGAGGCGCGGCUCGAGUCUAAGCUGCUCGUCCCCGGCGCGGCGCCGGGGGAUCCGCCCGUCGUCAAGGUCCAGGACUUUGCCUACAGCAAGACGGAGCAGAUCAACAGCGACCCCAACUCCGCGCUGGGGUCCCUGCCCUACACCGCGCCGGAGGUGCUGGGCAACAGCCUGCGCGGCGGGGGGGCGGUGGACGUGUGGGCCGCGGGUGUCGCGCUCUUCAAGCUCACGGUGGGCAGGUUCCCCUUCGAGCGCGCGGAGGACCUGGCGGGGCAGCGGGACGUGGUGCAGAAGAUCUUGGGCCGGAUCGCGCGGGCAGAGUACGAUGUGCCGGACACGCUCUCCCCGGAGCUCCGGGACCUGCUCAGCAAGAUGCUCCAACGCAUCCCCGAGCAGCGGCUGAGCCUGCAGGAGGUCACGGCGCACCCCUGGUUUGUCAAGGACUGCCCGCCCUACCUCCUGGCGCCGGGCGUGCCCCAGAAGCCGCUGUGGAGCGAGACGGAGUUGCUGGCGCUGAUAGACGAGGCCUCCAAGCGCACUGCGACGGGCCUGGACAUCAACGACCUGGCCGACGAGAUCCUGAACGAGGAGGAGAUGGAUGACCUCCUGGACGAGCUGGAUCUUGAGGGCGGCGACGGCCUGGACCAGGCCGCACGGUAG
Auxenochlorella protothecoides is the source of this 1191-nucleotide messenger RNA. Its product is annotated as Serine/threonine-protein kinase SAPK9. Gene Ontology annotation, molecular function: ATP binding; protein serine/threonine kinase activity. The transcript is spliced from 6 exons. Lineage: Eukaryota; Viridiplantae; Chlorophyta; Trebouxiophyceae; Chlorellales; Chlorellaceae. The record is from RefSeq and is a predicted model, not a curated record. Gene Ontology annotation, biological process: intracellular signal transduction; protein phosphorylation. Bases 1 to 1191 code for a protein of 396 amino acids. Gene Ontology annotation, cellular component: cytoplasm.